Molecule: messenger RNA, 8430 nt
Organism: Tetrahymena thermophila SB210
Lineage: Eukaryota; Ciliophora; Oligohymenophorea; Hymenostomatida; Tetrahymenidae
Product: dienelactone hydrolase family protein
Exons: 15
Source: RefSeq, a predicted model, not a curated record
AUGAUAAAAUAUACAUAUCUUAAAUAGCUAUUAAUUUCCUUGAGCUUGGUAUUUUCAAGUGAUUAAGGUUGCCCUUAAGGAUAGGGAUUUGAUCCUUACUAAAAUUAAUGUUUUAAGUGCUCUUAAAAUUGCGAAAGUUGCUAAGUAGGAUUAAAUCCUUCUUCUAACUUAUAUUCAGAAUAAUAUUAAACUUGUUAACAAUGCUAAACUACUUAUUAUCUAAGUGAAGAUUAUAGAAGCUGUCUAAGUAACUGUGAAUAUUAUUUUGACCCAUAAUAAAACCAGUGCUAGUAGUGCUAAUUAGAAGGAUGUCUUAUGUGCGCUACUUAAAAUACUUGCUAAGUAUGUAAAGAAAAUUUUUAGCUAAAAGAUGGAAUAUGUGUCUCUAAUUGUUUAGGCUAGUCGCAAUUUCUCAUUUAAAAUAGCCAGUGUACCUUUUAGUGCAGAUUAGGAUAAAUAAAAAAUGACUAGUUUUCAACAUGCUAAACAGUAAACAAAUGCCCUAUAUAAUACUCUGAAAGCAAUUAUUGUCACAAAUACUAAGUAAUAUACAAAUAGACGAUUUUAUCAAUUGAAAAAUAUAUUGAUAACAACUAACAAGAAAUAAUGGUCACUUACGAUAAUAUUGGAAAUAUCAAGUUUUGGAGAUAUUUAACACCAGUAAUUAGUUUCCUUUCAGAGAUUCAACCAACUUUAAAUAAUCCUGAUAACUCAUUGUUUUGCAAAUUAUCUCAAAAGUAAUUCUAUCUUUGUGUGUACCCUAAAUAUAUUUAGGCAUUUGACCUGAAAUCACCACAAAUACAAGAAAUACAUACUUUAUAAUAGUCAUCUAAUGGCUUUUUGUAUUUAUUUGAUUUUGUUUCUUAUAAUGGAACUGAUUAUAUUUGUGUACAAAGUGAAUAAGAUGUACUUUUUUUUGAAGUAACAAAUAUCUUUAAUAAGAACUAUUCCUUGGAUUGGUCUAAAAGCUUUAUACAGUUUCAAGCAGAUAGUAGUUACUAUAUAUGUAUUGUAUAAUUUAGUUAAGAGAUUUUAAUAUACAAAUCAGCAGAAAAAUGGAUCGAUAGCAGUGGUAAAACUUAAAAUGGAGUUCUAUAUAAACAAUUAUAAGCCAUAUGUUAUUUUUAUAACUAAUAUAAUGCAAUAUCCAGAGUCACUGAAAAAAUAUACAUCUUAACAGGAGCAAAUAACUAUGCUAUUCUAAUCUUAAAUGAAAAAUAUGUUUAAAGCUGUUAAGAAUUUAUAAUCUAAAAUAUGGAUACAGACAAUUAUUUUGUAAGCUUCCUGUCUUCUGAGACUAAACUAAUGUUUAUUUUACAGAAUUAUUAAGUUUCUUAUAAUAAUUUAUCCUAUAAAUUAUUUAACAUUACUUAAAAUAACGGCGAUAGUUAAAUUAGCGAAAUAGUAAGCUUUUAGUAAAAUACUCAAAUGAUAUUUAAUUAAAUACUAGGAGAUAAUAUAUAUUAUGCCAAUUCGUUCUAAUCUAAUUACAUUUUCAAAUAAGAUUUGAAUCUGCUAACAAUCAAGAAAUACUUUUUCAAUUCAUAUUUUUAUAGUAUCCAUAUUGUGGAUAGAGAUAUUGUUAUUACUACUGAUGAGAACAAUAUUGCUUAAGUAAUCUUGAACGAUAACUAAAGCUUUAAAAUAGAUAAAUAAACUCUUUGCAAGACAUAAAAAACUCCAAAUUAUCAUAUGGGAGAUUAUGGUUCAAAUAUUUUUGAUUCUUAAGGAAAAAAAUAUGCAUUGCAAGGAUUUCAAUAAAGCUAUUAAUUGAGAGACAUGAGAAAUGGAGAUAUAAUUAUGAGCACUAGUUAAAUUUAUUCAUAUUAUCCUUUGCAAAAUAAAUAAACAAAUAGAAUAUAUCUUUUUUAUUUUGGAGGAGUUUUUAUAAUAGAUUUUACAAAAGACCCUGAGAAUGAAUCAGAGUUUAUAACUUAAGUAGUUAUGCCAAGAGCAUUUUCAAAUGGUAUUCCAUUUUUUGAUAGCGAAGAAAAUUUUUAUGUCUACAACUUCGAUGAUCUAAAUUGGAAAUCAGUUGUUGCAUUCACAUCAAAUGGAUAAAUUAUUAAAGAAAUACCUGCCAGGUUAGAUCUGACAUUUAGCUAGGCCUAUAGAUUUUUUGAUUAAGUUAAAAAAAUUGUAUGUCUCGUAGAUUAAACAAACGCAAUACUUUCAUACUUUGACUUCAUAAAUUUGGGAACAUAUGACUUUCUACUUUUUAAUGGUCACUACUUAGACAAUAGAGCCCUAUAUCUAGAUUAAGAUAAUUCUGGAAUCUGCAACAUUUCUGGUAAUGUAGGAUUUAAUAGUACUUAGGUUCAAAUGAAAGUACCUGGAUAAAUGUAUCUUGAUUAUAUAUCGCUUUUGAAACUAAACUACAUCACUUUAAUCUCUUGUAUUGAUAUACCUCUAGAUAAAAUAUAUCUUGUUUUAAGGGAUCCAUAAAAUAAUAAUCUUUUAUGCUCAAUUUUUUUAAAAUCACAACUUAAUGUUAAUAUAUUAGCAUAAAUUAACUAACCAACUCUUAUAAAUAUUCAAGGUAUUUAAUCUUAUGGAAACUAUUAAACAAUAUAUUAUGAUAAUGGCUUCAUAAUUUAUAAGAACUAAUCUAUAAUAUAAAUGAUUGAUAACAUACCUUCUUAAAUUAAUCAGUUCAUUAUUGAUUUCUAAGAAGAUACUUUAGUAAUAUCAAAUUCAUUUUGCUAAUGGUUCGUUUUUUAGUUUUCUACUGGUUAGUUUAUGUAUGAAAUGCCUAAAGAUUCAGAUUAUGAUCCUAUCCUAAAGUGUACCUCAUCAUUUGACAGAGUUAACAAAAAUAUUCUGUUGAAAUAAACUACAUAAAUAGCAAGCUUUUCUUAUAGCUAGAAUAAAACUAAUUGGUUUUUAACAACUAGUAUAUUAGGAAACGAUCGCAUGAAUAUUGUAAUAGAUCAACUUUCUUAUUAUGAACAUCCAAUUAAUGCUAUUGUGGCACCUAAUUAUGAGUUAUUAAUUUAAAUAAUGUAUCUUGACGAUUAAUAUUCAACUUCUACUAACCAGGUUAUAUCAAUAGACAUCUCUUAGUACUCCUAAACUUUUUCAUAAUAUAACUAGGAAACUAAAUUUACUAUAAUUGAAGAUUUUUAAAAGGAUAUACUUAUUAUAGUAUUUGCAGAUAAUGUAUUCUUUAUUUAAAUAUCACAAACUUAAAUAAUUCAUUAUCUCAACUUUUAAGAAAAUCUAAGUUAAUCUUAAGCUGGCGGAUAAAUUAAAUCUAUAAAUCUUGAUAAACAAAGUAAUAUACUUACAUGCAUCACAUAAGAAAACAUCAUAAUUUAUGAUUACUCAUCAAUUAUUUUCUAUGAUUAUUAGAAUUUUUACUUAAGUCCUCAAAAUGCAGAUUUAAUUAAUUACAUAGCAUAAGUAAGGAAUUAAAAUGAUAAUUUAAUUAUGUUUUCAAGAGAAUUCAAUUAUAAUUAAAUUUCUUUUUACUAAGUCUCUUUGUAAAAUUAAACAAUAACCCCAUUUUCAAGCUUAGAUAUCACUCAAGACUAAAAUUUAUAAUUUACAUUAAAAGGAGGACCAAUUGGAAACAUAUCAAAUAUAAAUUAUGGCAUUAAGUACUGCUUAUAUCAACUUAACAAUUCAAAUAUAAAUCUCCUUAAAAUAUAUUAUUUUUAAUCUAUUAAUUACCAAUAUUACACUUUACUAGAAGAACUAAAUUUCUUUCCUGUUUUGCUACUUUAAAACACAGUAGCUUCUACUUUAUAUCUAUAAAUUUUAGACUAUGAAAGUAAUAUGAUAAGUUUAGUUUCUAGUUAAUUCAAUUAACUUAUUAACGAUUGCAAUAUUCGUAAUUAAACUGUAUAUUGCUUUGACCAACAAGGGAUUAAUUUAAUAGCGAUAAGUAUUUAAGACCCUAAUAGCUUCAAAUUUACAUAGAUAAGUUAGUUAGAUCAAUAAUUAACCAAUUAAAAUAUAAUAUUUGGUAAAAAUAUCAUUCAAAAUACAACAAAUCUACCAUUAGUGUUUUAUAUCAGUAGUAUUGUUUUCAGUUGGAAUCCUAGUCAAAAUAAAUUAUCUAAAUUAUAAAUGACAAAUAAUAUUUAAUAAUUAAAAAUUGGCAGCUAAUACAUUUUAUUAGAACUCCAAUAGACAUUUGAUUUAAAAUUAGUAGCUAUUGAUCAAGAUGGUAUGCUAGUAAAUUCACUUUUUAACUUGAAAUAGCCUGCUUAAAAGUUGAGAGAUUUGUCUUCUUCAAACCAAAUUCCUCUAUUUUAUAAUUAAAAAUAUGAAGAGUCAAAGAUAUCAGAAUAAAUAUCAUAGUUUUUAGUCUUACAAACUUUUGGAUAGGCAAACAUUUAUUCUUUAAUUGAUUUUUCUCUUUAUCUAACUAUAAGGUCUUUUAACAUUAAAAAUAUUUAGUAAAUUUAAAUAUUAUCAAAAUCAAUUAUGCUUCUAGCUUCUAAAACAGAAAUUGAUGUGUACUACUUUUCUAAAAAUAAUUAUAAUCUAUUAUAAUCAUUUUAAGUCAGUUUACCUAUAAUUGGUUAUGCUAUUUUAAAUCCUGUAUAGUAGCUAAAUACAUAUCAGUUGUCAAUGGUUAUCAGCUCUAAUUAUGACAUUAGAUUGUUAUAAUACACUUUAACUACAAAUUAAAACGUUGAUUCUUAAAGAUAUGCUUCAAAUUAAUAGUGUGUACUAACAUUCAAUGAUUAUGUUUAAGACUUAUCCAUACUUCAAUAUUCUGUAAAGAUGCAAGCUAUUUAAGAUUAAUUUGUUUCAAAAAACUAUGCCAAUAUUUAAGUUUUGGAAAUAUAUUUUAUACCACAAACAAGUCUGUAUUUAAGAUAAGAUAUUUUUUAAACACUAACACCAUCAAAUUUUACAUUAAGACUAUAUUCAGAUUCUUAAAAUGCACUUGUUUAUCUGAUAAAUUAAAAUUAUAAUAAUAUCAACAAUAUUUUUAAUGCAAUCAUACCUAAUUUAGAAAUUUUAAAUAUGAGGCUCACAAUUCCUUAGUAACCAUAAAAUAAACAAUUAAUUACUCCAAUUACAAUUGAUAUAAAUAGUAGCAAAAACCUUUUAAGUAUAAGUAUGGCAAAUACAAUAAUUGAUUUGGAUAGCUAAGUAUGUAUUAUAUUUUAAAAUAUGAAUGAGCUCAUAAUUUCAAAUUCAGAAUUUAUCACUUCAUAACAUUUGAUAAAUAUCAGUGAACAAAAUAGUUGCAUGAUUUUAAUUAAAAAUGUAAACCUUGUUUAUUUAGACAAACUUACAUUUAAAAACUUUACCACUUAAAAUAAAUAUCCAUCUUUGAAAUAUAUAAUUGCAUUUGAUAGCAUCUAAACUCUAAGCAUUUCAAAUAUUUCUAUUUAAAAUUCAAAUCUACAAAUAAGCAGUAUAUUUAACUUUUAAAAUAUUGGAAAUUUAACACUGAAUAAUAUAUUGGUGAACAUUACUAAGUCAAGUGGUUCUAUAAUAUCAUCUUCUAAUACAAAUAAUUUUUUUAUCUAAAGUCUGUAAAUUUAUAACUCUUAAUUUGAAGGAAAAUCUUACUCUUUAAUAUAAACUAUGGGAUCUUUAAUAAAUAAUUUAUAAAAUCUUACAGUUACAAAUAGUACAGGACCUUCUUUUGUUUAAGUUUAAGAAUAAUUUUAUAAUAAAAUAAAGGGUUCAAUAUUUUUGUUAAAUAGCUUUUAGCAUAAAAAUUUAGACUCUGAAUUAGACGAUUUAAGUUGCUAGAUAUUAUAUAGUUAAUUUAAUGAUAAUAAUCUAUAAACUGGUUAAGUUAUUUAUAUUUUUUAGCACAGUGAUGUUAUCUUUAAUGACUUGAUAAUUAAUAUGAAUUAUCUCUAAGAAUCUUUUUAUGGAACAGUAUCGUUUGAUACAACAAUAAACAUAAUAAUUAAUAAUUCCCUUUUUUCUAAGAACACAGUUUAAAAGGGUUGCGGUGGGGGAAUAUAUAUUAGCAAUAGCUAAGUUUAGUUAAAUAAUUGUACAAUUUCCUUUAAUUAAGCAGUAAUAGGAGGUGGAAUCAGAUACUAAGGAAUGAAUUCUUCUUUAAUUUAUAGAGAUAACCAGUAUAAAUAUCGCCAUCUUGAUAUUUAAUAAUCUUAAAUUUUUAAUAACAAAGCUUUUUUGUUUGGUUAAUAAAUUACCUCUUAUCCAAAAUCAAUCAAAUUUCAAAAGGAUUAUACAUAAAUGCUAUCUUAAUUGGUAUCUGGAAAUACUAUGAGUUAACCUCUUAUAUUUUAUUUGGUUGAUGAAUUUGAAGAAAUAGUAAAUUACCCCUUAAAUAUUGAAACAAAUAAAAUUCAUUAAUUGAUAAUUUAAGAAUUUUAAGGAUAUGAUAUUCUUAUUGUAAACUAAGAUGAGUUGAAAAUGCAUAUAUAAGGGGGAAUUUAAAUUUUUAACAAUUAUUUUGCUUUUUAACCAUAAAUAACUUCUAAUCCCUCUAGUAUUUAGUUUUUAUAAAUUUAACUUUCUUCAAAGGUCCCAAUUUACAAUUUUUAAUAAAACAAUUUCAAAUUAAGUAUAGUAGGAAGUAAUAUUUAAUUAAACUUUUUACCAUGCUAAGUUGGUUAAAUUCCUAAGUAAGAAUUUAAUUUCAUUUAAUGUUAUGAAUGUCCAUAAGGAACAUAUUCUUUUAUAAGAAAUAUUUCUGAUUCUGAGACUUAUCAAUGCAGCCGUUGCCCUGAAUAAGCUAGUUAUUGUGAAAAAGAUAUAAUAGUGCUAUAAGAUGGAUACUGGAGAUUAAAUCCACAAUCGAGCAAGGUAUUUGCAUGCUCUAAUCCUUCUAAUUGCAUAUAAUCAUAAAACUAGUAGAAUUAUAGCUUUUCUUCUUAAAUGCCUUAAGAAUAAUUUGAAAAAUCAAUUUGCAGUGUUGGUCACAUAGGAGCUUUAUGUGAAAGCUGUGAUAUUAAUAAUUAAUUAUGGGGAGAUUAAUAUUCUAAAAGCAAUAAUCUUAGCUGCAUGAAAUGCAAAGAUAAUUAUAUAGAUAUUGUUUUUUAUUUCCUUCUAUAUUUAGCAAUUUUGUGCUAUUUAUCAUUCUGUUUUAGGAAAAUAUAAAGAUUCUCUACUUAAAAAUGCCUUUUUUUGUAUAUGAAGCGAUUAAACUUUAUUUGUAUUGGCAAAUCAUCAGAGUCUGAUUAGAAUACAGUUGCUACUAAGAUAUUAAUCAAUUAUAUUUAAAUUAUUACAAUCAUAUUCUAAUUUACAAAUUUUUCAUAUUAUCUCAAAUAAGUAAUUAGUAUUUUUGGAGACUCCUCAUCUGAUUCAAUAUAGUAUAUUUAUGAUAUAAAAUGCUCAUUUAUUUUCUUAUGGCUUUACUUUUCUCCAAGCCUUAUAAAUUAUUUUGUCUAAUAACUUAGCUGUGUCUAAAUUGGAGAUUAUUCUUAUGUUUUGACUGAUAAAUAGUAUAUCUGCUUUGGAGAUGAUCAUAAAUAAAAUAUAUUUUUUAUUUUGAUUCCUUCAUUAGUGUUACUCUAUUUACUUUUACCUUUAUUUUUCCUUUUUAAGCUAAAACAAAAAAGAACUAGCCUUACAAAAAUUGAAAAUAUAAAAGUCUAUGGCAUUUUAUUUUAUGAGUAUAGAUAAGAAAAAUACUACUGGGAAAUAAUAAAGACAACUUAAAAAUCUUUAAUUUAUAUUUGCACUUUUUUUGAUAAUACUGGAUAAAAAGCUUUAGUUUCUUUAUCAGUAUUAUUUGUUUAUGGUUUAGCAUCAUUCUUUAGUAGACCAUAUAGUAGUAUUUAGCUAAAUAAUCUUGAUUUAAUGGCUACAGUUCUAUAAUUUAAUUCUAUUGUAAUAAUCAAUCUUAUGGGAAAUACAGAUUGGGAGAGUAUUUCUACUAUAAUUAUUUUUUUCUUCAACUUUGUGUUUAUUAUGAAAAUUGUGAUGAAAGUAAUUUUGAGGGAAAUACCUUUAGAUCCUUAAUAAAGAAAUUUGUUUCAUUAGUUGCUAAUAAAAAUAAAAAGUGUAUUUCCUAAAUUUUUAACUAGUUAACUAAUCAUAUAAAGCUCCAAUCAAUUUUAAGUAAUGAGAAGAUGGAGCUAAAUUUAAAAAGAAGUAUUUAAAUAUAUUAGACUUAAGAAAAGAAAUUCCAAUAAGCAAUAAAAUAAUAACCAAGUUGAUGAAAUUAUUGAAGAACAAGAAAAAAAUAAAAUUUUAAUUAUAUAGAUGAAUUAAUAAAGAUCUCUAUACGGGUUAAGCAACUCUAUUUAAAAAUCUCGAAACAUUUAAUAAAUUAGUUUUCAAGGUAAAAUAGAUAGAAGAAAUUCAGGUGAGAGAAAUAAUUUAAAAAUAGAAAAAUUCUCACUCACUAAAAUGGAUGACGAGAAUAUAACUUAUUUUGAUGAAAACAGCUUCGCAAGAACUCCAAUUAGCUUUAUUGCAAAAAAGUAAUCUAAGAAUAUUAACUUAUUUGAAUCUCAACAAACGCAAGAUAAUUGA